GCCUAUCCUCAGCUGACUCAAUGGGAACCAGCUCUUGGGGUUUUUUUAUUUCUUUAUUUUUUGCAAGAGUUUCAGUUUAGGCAGAAAAACCUGGAGAAAUCAGGGCGCUGGAGCAGGGCUGACAAGAGGAGAAGAGAAGCGGUGGUGCAGGAAGAAGAGGCGCAGGAAGAAGCGUGGAUUAAAAGAGUUAAAAGAAGACAAGGAGUUAAACGAAGAGGCGAAAAGGAGAAGGAAGAGGAGGGUCUGACGAGCAAGGCUGCAACUGCUGUAGCAGGGACCACGUUUCCUGCUCUUUUGGAGAUAAGCGCAAAAAGGCGCAAAAAGAGGGAGCCUUUUGUGGAAAGUGACAGCCCAGGAGCAACCCCAGGAGUUAAGGGGGCUGCUGGGUCUGGGGUUCCCCCCCGCCCCGAGCUGCAACAUCUCCUUGGAGGCACGGAUCGCCACCAGCUGGCGCUGUUCGUGGCUGGCUGGGUGGGCAAAGAACUCAUUUGCAAAUUGACCGCCCCGCUGGUUUGCCCGAACCCUUUUUUGCAAGGUAUUUUUUAAAUAAAGGAGUUUUGGUAGGCAAGAAAACGCGUCGAAGAACUCGUCGAAGAUGAGACAAGAUGUCUGACAAAAUGUCUAGCUUUCUGUACAUCGGGGAUAUCGUCUCCCUCUACGCCGAGGGCUCGGUGAACGGCUUCAUCAGCACUCUGGGGCUGGUGGAUGACAGAUGCGUGGUUCAACCAGAGGCAGGUGAUCUUUGCAAUCCUCCUAAGAAAUUCAGAGACUGCCUUUUUAAGGUAUGUCCUAUGAACCGAUACUCUGCACAGAAACAAUACUGGAAAGCCAAGCAAGCAAAACAAGGGAACCACACGGAAGCCGCAUUGCUGAAGAAGCUGCAACAUGCUGCAGAACUGGAACAAAAGCAGAAUGAAUGUGAGAACAGGAAACUGCUGGGUGAAAUUGUGAAGUACAGCAACGUCAUACAGCUACUUCACAUAAAAAGCAACAAAUACCUUACAGUGAAUAAGAGAUUGCCAGCCCUAUUGGAGAAGAAUGCUAUGCGGGUCUCUCUGGAUGCUGCUGGGAAUGAGGGGUCCUGGUUUUACAUCCAGCCCUUUUGGAAACUGAGGAGUGAAGGUGACAAUAUUGUUGUAGGGGACAAAGUUGUACUGAUGCCGGUCAAUGCAGGGCAGCCUCUUCAUGCCAGCAACAUAGAACUUCUGGAUAACCCUGGGUGCAAAGAGGUAAAUGCGGUCAACUGCAAUACCAGCUGGAAGAUAACCUUAUUCAUGAAAUACAGUUGCUACAGAGAAGAUGUACUCAAAGGUGGAGAUGUCGUCAGAUUGUUCCACGCAGAACAGGAGAAGUUUCUGACCUGUGAUGAGUAUCAGAAGAAGCAACAUAUCUUCCUUCGCACAACACUGCGUCAGUCAGCCACUUCUGCAACUAGUUCUAAAGCUCUGUGGGAAAUAGAGGUGGUGCAUCAUGAUCCAUGCCGUGGAGGAGCAGGGCAAUGGAACAGCCUAUUCAGAUUUAAACAUCUAGCGACUGGAAACUACUUGGCUGCAGAGCUUAAUCCACACUAUCCAGAUGGUAGUAAUGGGGAAAAGGCUUUGCAGAGAGACAGCGAACUUCUCAUUUCAAAGAAGAAACGACAUGCUGGGGAAAAAAUUAUGUAUACGCUGGUGUCUGUGCCACAUGGAAAUGAUAUUGCCUCUCUUUUUGAACUGGAUGCUACCACCCUUCAGCGAGCUGACUGCCUGGUUCCAAGAAAUUCUUAUGUGCGACUGAGACACCUGUGCACCAACACAUGGGUCACCAGUACCAGUAUCCCAAUAGACAAAGACGAAGAAAGGCCUGUGAUGUUAAAGAUUGGGACCUGCCAAACGAAAGAAGACAAGGAAGCAUUUGCUAUUGUGUCUGUUCCUCUGUCUGAGGUUAGAGAUUUGGAUUUUGCUAAUGAUGCCAACAAGGUUUUAGCAUCCACAGUUAAAAAGUUGGAGAAUGGCUCUGUAACUCAAAAUGAAAGGAGGUUUGUAACCAAGCUGUUGGAAGAUCUCAUUUUCUUUGUUGCUGAUGUGCACAAUAAUGGCCAGGAAGUGUUGGAUGUGAUGGUCAUUAAGCCCAACCGAGAGAGGCAAAAAUUAAUGAGGGAACAAAAUAUAUUGGCACAGAUAUUUGGGAUCUUGAAAGCUCCAUUUAAAGACAAAGCGGGAGAAGGAGCCAUACUGAGACUUGAAGAUCUGGGCGACCAGAGAUAUGCCCCAUACAAAUACAUGCUGAGGCUUUGUUACAGAAUCCUCCGGCAUUCCCAGCAGGACUACAGGAAAAACCAGGAAUACAUUGCUAAGAACUUCUGCGUCAUGCAGUCUCAGAUCGGCUAUGAUAUAUUGGCAGAAGACACAAUCACAGCUUUGCUGCACAACAACAGGAAGCUACUAGAGAAACAUAUCACAGCUAAAGAAAUAGAGACGUUUGUAAAUUUACUCAGGAGGAAUCGAGAGCCAAGGUUCUUGGACUACCUGUCAGACUUGUGUGUUUCCAACACAACUGCAAUCCCAGUCACUCAGGAACUUAUUUGCAAAUAUAUGCUGAGCCCAGGAAAUGCUGAUAUUCUCAUUCAGACCAAGUUGGUCUCAGUGCAAAUGGACAACCCCUUGGAUUGCUCCACCCUCUCUGAUGAUCUGGACGAGGAAGAGGUUUGGCUGUACUGGAUUGAUAGCAACAAGGAACCUCAUGGCAAAGCCAUCAGGCAUCUUGCCCAAGAAGCUAAGGAGGGCACCAAAGCUGAUUUAGAAGUCCUCACUUAUUACAGGUACCAGUUGAACCUCUUUGCAAGAAUGUGUCUGGAUCGCCAGUAUUUGGCUAUAAACCAGAUUUCCACACAGCUGUCGGUGGAUCUGAUCCUGCGCUGCAUGUCAGAUGAGAGCCUGCCUUACGACCUGCGAGCCUCCUUCUGCCGUCUCAUGCUGCAUAUGCAUGUGGAUAGAGAUCCUCAGGAGAUAGUGGUGCCUGUGAAGUAUGCCAGGCUAUGGACUGAAAUCCCUACCAAGAUCACUAUCCACGAGUAUGACUCUUUCACAGAUUCCUCACGAAAUGACAUGAAGAGGAAAUUUGCUUUGACGAUGGAAUUUGUAGAGGAGUACUUGAAAGAAGUUGUGAACCAACCCUUUCCUUUUGGAGACAAACAGAAGAACAAGCUAACUUUUGAGGUGGUGCACCUGGCUCGCAAUCUUAUAUACUUUGGUUUUUAUAGCUUCAGUGAGCUACUCAGACUGACUAGAACAUUACUGGCUAUCCUUGAUAUUGUACAAAUGCCUAUGUCAUCAUAUUUUGAAAGAUUAAGCAAAUUUCAAGAUGGAGGAAACAAUGUUAUGAGAACCAUUCAUGGUGUGGGAGAGAUGAUGACUCAAAUGGUCCUCAGCAGAGGUUCUAUUUUUCCUCUUUCUGUACCUGAUGUACCCCCAAGUGCCCACCCAAGCAAGCAAGCCAACAUUGUAGAGAGUGAAGAUGUCACUGUCAUGGACACCAAAUUAAAAAUCAUUGAGAUUUUACAGUUUAUUCUUAGUGUUCGGCUUGACUACAGAAUAUCGUACAUGCUGUCAAUUUACAAGAAGGAAUUUGGAGAGAGCAGUGAAAAUGUUGAUAGUUCAGUGACAUCUCCCCCUGACACACCAACUCUCACAUCAGGAGUUGUUCCUAAUAUAGAUGAAAUUGCUGCUGAAGCAGAAACUAUGUUUGCUGGCAGAAAAGAAAAAAAUGCAGUGCAGCUGGAUGAUGAAGGUGGCAGGACAUUCCUGCGAGUCCUCAUUCACCUUAUUAUGCAUGACUACCCUCCUUUGCUUUCUGGAGCCCUGCAGCUGUUGUUUAAACACUUCAGCCAACGAGCAGAAGUUUUGCAAGCCUUUAAACAGGUUCAGUUGCUGGUAUCUAAUCAAGAUGUGGAUAACUACAAGCAAAUUAAAGCUGAUCUUGACCAGCUAAGGCUUACUGUAGAAAAAUCUGAACUUUGGGUUGAAAAGAACAGCAGUUAUGAAAGUGGAGAGCUGGGUGAAAGUCAGGCAAAAGGAAGCGAUGAGCCCAUUGAGGAGUCAAAUAUUUUAAGUCCAGUCCAGGAUGGGAGUAAGAAACCUCAGAUUGACAGUAACAAGAGCAACAAUUACAAUAUUGUUAUGGAGAUUCUGAUCCGCUUAAGCAAACUGUGCAUCCAGAAUAAAAAAUGUCGUCAUCAGCAGCAGCGCUUGCUUAAAAAUAUGGGCGCUCACAGUGUGGUGUUGGAUCUUCUGCAGAUACCCUAUGAGAAGACUGAUGAAAAGAUGAACGAAGUUAUGAACUUAGCUCACCUGUUCCUUCAGAACUUCUGUCGUGGAAACCCUCAGAAUCAAGUUCUACUUCAUAAACACCUCAACUUAUUUUUAACACCUGGUCUUCUUGAGGCUGAAACCAUGCGACACAUCUUCACAAACAAUUACCAUCUGUGCAAUGAAAUUAGUGAGCGGGUGGUGCAGCAUUUUGUUCACUGCAUCGAGACGCAUGGCCGCCACGUGGAAUAUCUGCGCUUUCUGCAAACCAUUGUCAAGGCAGACGGCAAAUAUGUUAAGAAGUGCCAAGAUACGGUAAUGACAGAGCUAGUUAAUGGGGGUGAAGACGUGCUGGUGUUUUACAAUGAUAGAGCAUCAUUUCCGAUCCUCCUCCAAAUGAUGUGCUCUGAGCGGGAUCGAGUGGACGAAAGCGGCCCUUUGGUUUACCACAUCACCCUGGUGGAACUGCUAGCAGCAUGUACAGAAGGGAAGAACGUUUAUACUGAAAUAAAAUGUAACUCCCUUCUUCCACUAGAUGACAUAGUGAGAGUGGUGACUCAUGAUGACUGCAUACCUGAGGUGAAGAUAGCAUAUGUGAACUUUGUCAAUCAUUGCUAUGUAGACACUGAGGUGGAAAUGAAGGAAAUCUACACCAGUAACCACAUCUGGAAACUAUUUGAAAACUUUCUUGUUGAUAUGGCAAGGGUUUGUAACACAACCACGGACAGAAAACAUGCAGAUGCAUCUCUGGAGAAGUAUGUCACAGAAUCAGUAAUGAGCAUAGUGAGUGGUUUCUUCAGUUCUCCAUUUUCAGACAACAGCACAAGCCUCCAGACACACCAGCCUGUUUUUAUCCAGUUACUGCAGUCUGCGUUUAGAAUUUACAACUGUACCUGGCCAAACCCAGUGCAGAAAUCUUCAGUAGAGUCCUGUAUCAAAACUUUAGCUGAAGUCGCAAAGAACCGUGGAAUUGCAAUCCCUGUGGAUUUGGACAGCCAAGUUAAUACACUUUUCAUGAAGAGUCAUUCUAAUAUGGUGCAGAGAGCAGUGAUGGGUUGGAGAAUGUCUGCCCGCAGCGGACCUCGCUUUAAAGAAGCACUUGGAGGACCUGCUUGGGAUUACAGGAAUAUCAUUGAGAAACUACAGGAUGUUGUAGCCUCCUUGGAACAGCAGUUCAACCUCAUGAUGCAGGCUGAAUUUUCGGUGUUGGUUGAUGUAUUGCACAGCCCUGAACUUCUUUUCCCUGAGGGAAGUGAUGCUAGAAUCAGAUGUGGGGCUUUCAUGUCCAAGCUGAUAAAUCAUACAAAAAGGCUAAUGGAGAAGGAAGAAAAACUCUGUAUUAAAAUUCUCCAGACAUUACAAGAAAUGCUUGACAAGAAGGAAAGCUUUGUGGAAGAGGGUAGCAACCUGAGGAAAAUACUUCUCAAUCGCUAUUUUAAAGGUGACUAUGGAACCAGUGUUAACGGUCCUCUGUCCAGCAACUACAGCAAAGCAAUGCAAGGAGGAGGUAGCUUUUCAGGACAAGAUUCAGAUAAGUCUGGUGUUUCAAUGCAAGAUAUUCAGUGCCUUCUGGAUAAAGAAGGCGCAUCAGAACUUGUCACGGAUGUCAUAGUUAGUACCAAAAAUGACAGAAUAUUCUCUGAAGCCAUCCUGCUUGGGAUUGCAUUGCUUGAAGGUGGAAACACACAGAUCCAGUAUUCCUUUUACCAGCAACUGAAUGAGCAGAAAAAAUCAGAAAAGUUUUUCAAAGUUCUGUAUGAUAGAAUGAAAAUGGCCCAGCAGGAAAUCCGAUCAACUGUAACAGUGAACACAAUUGAUUUGAGCAGCAAAAAGAAAGACGAUGACAACAAUGACCUGACCGUAUCAGUUUCAAAAAAGAGAGUAAGAGAUUCAAAUCUGCAUCUGAAAGAAGGAAUGAAGGGGCAAUUAACAGAAGCCUCGAUGGCAACAUCUAAAGCUUAUUGCGUAUACCGCCGAGAAAUGGACCCAGAAAUAGAUCUCAUGAGUGCUGGAACAGAUGCCGGGAAUGUAGAUGAAAAAUCUUCAGAAGAAAUGACAAUGAGUCCUGCUAUUGUGAUUAUGCAACCAAUACUAAGGUUUCUUCAGUUAUUAUGUGAGAAUCACAAUCGAGAACUUCAGAACUUUUUAAGAAAUCAGAACAACAAGACCAACUACAACCUAGUAUGUGAGACACUUCAGUUUUUAGAUUGCAUUUGUGGAAGUACAACAGGUGGACUAGGACUUUUGGGCUUGUACAUCAAUGAGAAGAAUGUAGCUCUGGUGAACCAAACACUUGAAAGUUUGACUGAAUAUUGUCAAGGUCCAUGCCAUGAAAACCAGUCCUGCAUAGCGACACAUGAAUCUAAUGGCAUAGACAUUAUCAUUGCCUUGAUCCUGAAUGAUAUCAAUCCUCUUGGAAAAUACCGUAUGGACCUAGUGCUUCAGUUGAAGAAUAAUGCCUCCAAGCUUUUGUUGGCUAUUAUGGAAAGCAGGCACGACAGUGAAAAUGCUGAAAGAAUCCUUUUCAACAUGAGACCAAGAGAGCUGGUGGAUGUAAUGAAGAAUGCGUACAGUCAGGGUCUGGAGAGUGAACAUGAUGAGGAAAAUGGGGGUGACGGUAUUUCGCCAAAAGAUGUUGGACAUAAUAUCUAUAUAUUAGCUCAUCAGCUGGCUCGCCACAAUAAAAUACUGCAGCACAUGCUGAAGCCUGGGUCUGAUCCAGAAGAAGGAGAUGAUGCUUUGAAGCACUAUGCUAAUCACACAGCCCAGAUUGAGAUCGUCCGUCAUGAUAGGACUAUGGAACAAAUAGUCUUCCCUGUGCCAAAUAUCUGUGAAUUCCUCACGCAUGAAUCCAAGUACCGUGUGUUCAAUACUACCGAGAGAGAUGAACAAGGAAGCAAAGUAAAUGACUUUUUCCAACAGACAGAGGAUCUGUAUAAUGAAAUGAAGUGGCAAAAGAAAAUCAGGAAUAAUCCAGCUCUAUUCUGGUUCUCCCGGCACAUUUCCCUCUGGGGGAGUAUAUCUUUCAAUCUGGCCGUUUUCAUCAACCUAGCAGUAGCUCUUUUCUACCCAUUUGGAGAUGAUGGCGAUGAAGCACAGCACAAGGCACAUCAGGGAUGGCGGUGUAGAGCAGUGUUUCCUAGAGCAGGGGUCCCAGGAUGUUUCAAGGGGGCCACAGGCACACUUUCUCCGUUAUUUUCAGUUCUUCUCUGGAUAGCAGUAGGCAUAUGUACAUUGCUGCUUUUCUUCUUCCCUAAACCUGUUGGUAUUCGCCCAUUUCUGGUGUCUGUAAUGCUCAGGUCCAUAUACACUAUUGGCCUUGGGCCUACAUUGAUCCUUCUUGGUGCUGCUAACCUUUGUAACAAGAUUGUAUUUUUGGUGAGCUUUGUUGGGAAUCGAGGCACAUUUACUCGUGGAUACAGAGCAGUCAUCAUGGAUAUGGCCUUCCUCUACCACGUUGCCUAUGUCCUUGUCUGCAUGCUGGGACUCUGUGUGCAUGAAUUCUUUUACAGCUUCCUGUUAUUUGACUUGGUGUACAGAGAGGAGACUUUACUGAAUGUAAUAAAAAGUGUUACGCGGAACGGACGCUCCAUUAUUUUGACUGCAGUAUUAGCGCUCAUCCUUGUGUAUCUCUUCUCCAUUGUUGGGUUCUUGUUCUUGAAAGAUGACUUCAUCAUGGAGGUGGAAAGAACACCUAUCACAGAAAGUGGCACUGUUCCUACCACAAGAUUAACAGCAAUGAUGGAUACAUGUUCAAAGGAGAACUGUAGUACUACAAUACCAGCUUUAAAAUUAGAUGAAGAACCAGAUGAGGAUGGGAUUGAGAGGACAUGUGACACUCUGCUAAUGUGUAUUGUGACAGUUCUGAACCAGGGCCUGAGAAAUGGUGGUGGAGUGGGUGAUGUGCUCCGAAAGCCUUCUAAAGAUGAACCCCUCUUUGCUGCUCGAGUUGUCUAUGAUCUCCUGUUUUAUUUCAUUGUCAUCAUUAUUGUCCUGAACCUAAUUUUUGGAGUCAUAAUCGAUACAUUUGCAGAUCUCCGAAGUGAAAAACAAAAAAAAGAGGAAAUCUUGAAGACAACCUGUUUCAUUUGUGGGCUUGAGCGAGACAAAUUUGAUAAUAAGACAGUUUCCUUUGAGGAGCACAUAAAGGCAGAACACAACAUGUGGCACUAUUUAUACUUCAUAGUUCUGGUCAGAGUGAAAGACCCAACAGAAUACACUGGUCCCGAAAGUUAUGUGGCUCAAAUGAUUGUGGAAAAGAAUUUAGAUUGGUUCCCUCGGAUGAGAGCCAUGUCCUUGGUCAGCAACGAAGGUGACAGUGAACAGAAUGAAAUCAGAAACCUGCAUGAGAGAUUGGAGUCCACCAUGAGCCUGGUCAAGCAGCUUUCCAGUCAACUAGCUGAGCUUAAAGAACAGAUGACAGAACAAAGGAAAAACAAGCAGAGGCUGGGCUUUCUUGGAUCAAACGCAGCGUCCCACGUGAACCAUCACAUGCCACCACACUGAUACCAUGGUGGUGGG
Molecule: messenger RNA, 8807 nt
Organism: Podarcis raffonei (Aeolian wall lizard)
Lineage: Eukaryota; Metazoa; Chordata; Lepidosauria; Squamata; Lacertidae
Gene: ITPR2
Product: inositol 1,4,5-trisphosphate receptor type 2
Exons: 58
Coding region: 606-8792 (2728 amino acids)
Biological process (GO): calcium ion transmembrane transport
Cellular component (GO): endoplasmic reticulum; membrane
Molecular function (GO): inositol 1,4,5 trisphosphate binding; inositol 1,4,5-trisphosphate-gated calcium channel activity
Source: RefSeq, a predicted model, not a curated record